GAAGCUCACGAGCGGUCAGCCAGUUGCUCUCUCUCGCCACCCAGCAACCCAGUGACCCAGGCUCCGAGGCAACUGCCUGCCAGACUCGUGUGAAAGUGGCGCCGCCGUCACACGAAAACACGAGCGGAGGUCGGUGUGGCCACGAAGCGAGCCGAGCAGGAGAUCUCGUCUUCGGCCGGCGCUAUGAAGCGGUCUCCCAGAACUGCCCAAUUCCACAUCGUCCAGCCGGAAUCACACCCAUUGCAUCGUGGGGGCCACGAAAUGUGUCUGGAGCAGAUUCAGGAGUCACCCUCUCCGGCUUGUGUCUGAGAAACUGCCCUACCCGCAACAGAACCGCAUCAAAGUGUGAAGAAAAAUUGGGUUUCGAGGAAUCUCUAAAACUUACAUUUUGA
Molecule: messenger RNA, 392 nt
Organism: Protopolystoma xenopodis
Lineage: Eukaryota; Metazoa; Platyhelminthes; Monogenea; Polystomatidea; Polystomatidae
Source: the annotation of a GenBank genome assembly